Phytophthora nicotianae INRA-310 is the source of this 1537-nucleotide messenger RNA. RefSeq lists its product as hypothetical. The record is from RefSeq and is a predicted model, not a curated record. Bases 130 to 1365 code for a protein of 411 amino acids. The transcript has 3 exons. NCBI's taxonomy places the organism in Eukaryota, Oomycota, Peronosporomycetes, Peronosporales, Peronosporaceae.
AGUGCUUGCGUGAAGAGGUUUGUCAAGGUGAAAAACGCUCUACGGGAUGAUUGCAUUAUGGCCGGACUUCACCAUUUUGGAAAUUAUUUGCCAAACCACGAUUAACCUGUUGCAUCGUCGACAUCAGUUAUGACAACUACACUCGGCCAAUUCCAGACGCAAUGCGAGAGUUUCGAGACUAAGGUAGUUCGAAGCCCUCAAUCGACAGUCCAAAAUACGCCGCAGAAGCCCAAAAGGAAACGUGUACGCCGCGAGAGAAUAGAGUUGGACCAACUUCGGUUGGAGUCACACAAACUCCAGAGAGAGCUCGCACAGCUCCAGGGGAUCCACAACGGACGAGACCAGAACGAAAUACACACCAAGACACGAAGCUUCGCUAACUCGAAGAUCACCGACGGCUAUCAGUUGAUCGCACCUCGAAAGAAAGAGCUACGAUCUGUGUGGCAAGAAAUCGCUCGGCGCCAACUCCAGGAGAGAUGGAAGGCUCAAACAACGAACAGAGAGCUACGAGAACAGCUCCAAGCAGAGUACGAACUCGGAAGGCAAAUGAUGGUCUUGUUGCACCGCAACGUACACGCAAAGCACUCAACAGAGCUCAAGGUCCUCAACAAGCGUCGUAGCUUGCUUCUUGAUCACGAGAAGUCCGUGUUCAAGGAUCAGGAGCUUCAAGCUGAAAGCGCACUGCUUGAGAUGGAGAAGAUCUUGCUACGUCCAGCAUACAGGAACCCCAGGGCUUGCUUUGUCAACACUUUUUUCGAGGAAAGCGGAAACACUCAAGCGUUUGUCUUGGAGUCAAACAUGACCCUUCCGUUUGCUUCACAAGUGACCGCAAACGCAGUCUGGAAGGUCAUGACUACGGACAAAAUGAAGUACCAUUGCUACGAACAUUGUGUUGUCUUCAAGUCAGAUACUGUGGUAUCUCAGGCGUUUGGGAUCCACUUCAUCACGGAUGUAUCGGACGCCGAAUUCCGCUGCAAGUACACAGUUCGGCGAUUUAGCGACGAUGGGCGGAUUAUUAUUGUAUGGGUGGCACUAUUCGAGCCUAUUGAGCUGAACGAGCUUCAGUACCAAGGUGUUCGAUGCCGACAGACCGGUUGGGUCGAGUUCAGUGAUCUGCAACUGGAAACAGCAACUACAACGUUAGCACGCUCAUAUUCACGACUUUCAGUCGAUGCAGACGAAGAUGCUGAAAAUAAAGAGCUCCAGACACGGUCGCUGUUCAGCCUUGCACAGCCAAUUCACGACAAAGUUGGGACCCUGUACUCGGCUCAUCUCGAGAUAGCACUGAUUCAAGAAGAUUGGAAACUGCACGGAUUCGCAGAGCCUGUCACGAGUUCUGAGAAAGAAGCAGGUUGUUUGCGAUAACUUCGUAUGGAUAAAAGCAAUUCGGCAUUGUCAACAUUCGCGCGCUCAAUAGAAAAUAUAUCCGAGUACAUUAGCAGUCGUAUACAAGGCCAACGAAAGCUUUAAGAUUAAAAAUAAUGUAGCGAAUGCUUCGUUCAUUAAUAUAUAUAUAUAAAUAUAUACAUACUUAAGC